UCCAUCACUCUUUCAGUAAUGUCUUAGUUUAGCAUGGUAGCAUGCUACCAGUUGCUACUUAGCACUACACAACGUAGCCUACAGCUGAGGCUAAUGGACAUGUCAUUAGUUUUUUCAGGGCGGAGGACAGCGAAAACAGAGCCGAUAAUUGAAUCCGAGACGUAUUUCUCCUCCAGCAUCGAAGACGGUCGGUCUGAUAACGAGCUCCUUAACUGGCCAGACAGGAAGCAGCCUUUCCGCAUUCCAAGUUGGAUUUAUGUCCGUAACCCUGGAGAGCAGUUAUGAAGAGAGCACUUCCUUACAACUCCAGAUGGCAAGAGAGACGAUCGACUGUAGUUUAUGCGGUACGCGCAGCCACGUUGGGCUCCUGGAGGAUGCUUACCCUGGGGGCAGAGUACGAGGAUACCUGGGCUCCGUCACCUGACAGGAGGGGUUGUCCCAGUCAGCAGCUAGAGGAGGAGGUGGGGCCUGUCGAGGGGGAAGACAUCGACGCUGGAGACCCGGAGGGGCCGUCGUGGAGAGACGGUGGCACCGACACCGGGCACAAGUAUGACACAGUUUUACACCUGGACGGGCAGAGCAGAGCGGGAAGGAGAGACGGCGUGCGCCAGAUCUUCAGGAAGCACGAGACCCUGAACAGCAGCACGCCAUGGCCCCGCGGAAUGGCUCGCUUCGCAGAAGAUCUACCCACCCGCUAUGGAGGAAGCUCGGGCGGCGGAGGGAGAGGCGCACCGGGCGCUGGGAGAGGGGGAGCCCGGGGUGGUGGCGCUCAGGGUGGCCAGAGGGUGUACAAGCAGUCGAUGGCCCAGAGAGCCCGGACAAUGGCCAUUUACAACCCGAACCCUGUCAAACAAAACUGCCUCACUGUCAACCGCUCCCUCUUCAUCUUCCGCGAGGACAACCUCAUCAGGAAGUAUGCAAAGCGAAUAACCGAGUGGCCUCCAUUUGAGUACAUGAUCCUCGCUACAAUUAUCGCCAACUGCAUCGUUUUGGCCCUGGAGCAGCAUCUACCUGCCAGCGACAAGACACCCAUGUCAGAACGCCUGGACGACACAGAGCCCUACUUUAUUGGAAUAUUCUGUUUCGAGGCUGCCAUUAAGAUCAUCGCCCUGGGCUUUGCGUUUCACAAAGGCUCCUACCUCCGCAACGGCUGGAAUGUAAUGGACUUCGUGGUCGUCCUCACGGGAAUCCUGGCCACGGUGGGUUCGGACUUUGACCUGCGAACACUGCGUGCAGUGAGAGUGCUGAGACCCCUGAAACUCGUGUCAGGAAUCCCUAGUCUCCAGGUGGUAUUGAAGUCCAUAAUGAAAGCCAUGGUUCCUCUGCUUCAGAUCGGCCUGCUGCUUUUCUUUGCCAUUGUCAUGUUUGCCAUCAUCGGGGUGGAGUUUUACAUGGGCAAAUUCCACACCACCUGCUUCAAGAUAGAGACUGGUGAGAGAGCUGCAGACUGGCCUUGUGGUCUGGAGCCCCCGGCCAGGAUGUGUCCAAACGGGACCCAGUGCAGAGAGUACUGGACUGGACCCAACUUUGGCAUCACCAACUUUGACAACAUCCUGUUUGCAGUGCUUACUGUGUUCCAGUGCAUCACCAUGGAGGGCUGGGUGGACAUCCUCUACAGUACCAAUGAUGUAGCAGGAAACACCUGGAACUGGCUCUACUUCAUCCCUCUCAUCAUCAUCGGUUCCUUCUUCAUGCUCAACCUGGUGCUAGGUGUCCUGUCAGGAGAAUUUGCCAAAGAAAGAGAGCGUGUGGAGAAGAGGCAGGAGUUCCUGAAGCUCCGGAGGCAGCAGCAGAUCGAGAGAGAGCUCACCGGGUACUUGGAGUGGAUCUGCAAAGCAGAGGAGGUGUUGCUGGAGGAGGAGGAUGAGAUAGCAGAGGAGAAGUCCCCGCUGGACGGUGCGUGGUACAAGAGGAAGCAAAACCUUCCAGUCCUGAAACGAGGCAAAGUCAAGAAAGGUAAAAACGACCUGAUCGGUGCUGAGGAGGGGGAGGAUCCUUUCGCAGACAUUUCGUCUGUUCCUCCUCCUGGUUCUCCGUUUGGUCGGGCCAGUGUGAAAAGCGGCGGUAAGCUGGACAGCUCCUCUUACUUCCGGCGUAAAGAGAAGAGGACCCGGUUCUUCAUCCGCCGCAUGGUGAAAGCUCAGAGCUUCUACUGGAUUGUUCUGUGUCUGGUGGGCCUCAACACACUGUGCGUGGCCAUAGUCCACUAUGACCAGCCCGAGUGGCUUACAACGGCCCUCUACACAGCAGAGUUUGUGUUCCUGGGUUUGUUUCUGACUGAGAUGAGCUUAAAGAUGUACGGCAUCGGAGUGAGGAAUUAUUUCCACUCCUCCUUUAACUGCUUUGAUUUUGGGGUUAUUGUUGGAAGUAUUUUUGAGGUGAUCUGGGACAUGAUUAAACCAGGAGCAUCGUUUGGUAUCAGUGUGUUGAGAGCCCUGCGACUGCUCAGGAUAUUCAAAGUCACCAAAUAUUGGAACUCGUUGAGGAACCUCGUGGUUUCCCUACUCAAUUCCAUGAAGUCCAUCAUCAGCUUGCUCUUCCUCCUCUUCCUCUUCAUCGUGGUCUUUGCUCUGCUGGGCAUGCAGCUCUUCGGAGGACAGUUUAACUUUGAAGAUGAGACGCCAACAACAAACUUUGAUACCUUCCCGGCAGCCAUCCUCACUGUGUUCCAGAUUCUGACUGGCGAGGACUGGAAUGCGGUGAUGUACCACGGGAUUGAGUCUCACGGGGGCGUUCGCCGUGGCAUGUUCUCCUCCGUCUACUUCAUUGUCCUCACGCUCUUCGGAAACUACACCCUGCUGAAUGUCUUCUUGGCUAUCGCUGUUGAUAACCUCGCAAAUGCACAGGAACUGACUAAGGAUGAAGAGGAGCAGGAAGAGGCAGCUAAUAAAAAGCUUGCCCUGCAGAAGGCUUUGGAGGUGAAGGAAGUCAGCCCGAUGUCAGCAGCCAACAUCUCAAUCUCUGCUUUUGUAAAGCAAAAUCGAGAUGCACACUCUCGCAGGUCGUCCAUCAACAGCAUUCAGUCAGCUAAGGAGCAGCAGCGGUCAGCAAAGGCCAUGUCAGUGUGGGAGCAGAGGACCAACCAGCUGAGGAGACACAACAUGAGGACGAGCAGCGAGGCUUUGUUCAACGAGCUCGACCCUGAGGAGCGCCUCCAGAUGUCCUCCGCCCUCCACCUGCACCCUGACAUGAAGACUCACCUGGACCGGCCGCUCGUGGUGGAGGCCAAGAACGGCGACAAACCCAGCAGGUCUCCUGAAGGAGGACGGGAUGAGGCAGGGGAUCCGCGGCAGGACUUGACGGGUGAAAACUUCCACACGCACUCCAGGAAGCAUCACAGGCACCGUGACAGGAACGGGGAGAGCAGGGAGGGCGGCGAAGGCCGGGGAGGGAGGCCCCACACCCAUCACAGCCGGAGCAGAGAUCACAACACAGACAGUGCCCAGAUAAGAGAGAGGAGAAGGGAGAGUAGCCACAGCCGCGAUGGAGGGCAGGGACACAGGCACCAUCACCAGGCCGGCUCUCCUGAGGAGGAGGUCAAUGACUUCCGAGGAGGAGAAGAAAGAGGGCACCGCCACCAUCACUCCCAUUGUCCACCAAAAGAGGGAAACGGGAUGAUAGGGAAUGGUGCGCAGGGAGAGCGCAGGGGGAAGGGGGGAGGGGGUGGUGAUAGUAAUGGAGAGAGGAAGGGGCGCUGCUCUCGUAUGGUCAGAGCUCAGUCUACACUGGAUGGAGACGACUGUAAGAGGAACAAGAAUGGAACCAAAGGCCACAGGGAGAGGCAGUCAGAUGCUGAGGAGGACGGCCUCGCCUCCAGUCCUCAGCAGCUAAUGCGGAGUAGCCUGAGUCUUGGAGAAAAGCAAGAGGAUGCUGACAACCAGAAGAACUCCACCAGGGCCAGCCAGGCCGGCCUCAACAACAACGCCAUCCACAUCCCUGUCACCAUCACUGCCCCGCCUGGAGAAACCACCAUCAUACCCAUGAACAAUAUCGACUGCGACAACUUCCGACUCAGUGAUGAGAAGAAAGACCUGGAGGAGGAGGAGGCAGCUAAUGGGCCUCGGCAGAUCCUUCCCUACAGCUCCAUGUUCAUCUUCGGGCAAACAAACCCGGUGCGGCGGCUGUGUCACUACAUGGUCAACCUACGCUACUUUGAAAUGUGCAUCCUGAUGGUCAUCACCAUGAGCAGCAUCGCUCUGGCAGCCGAGGAUCCCGUGCAAGCCAAUGCACCGCGAAACAACGUUCUCAAGUAUCUGGACUAUGUCUUUACCGGGGUCUUCACUUUUGAGAUGGUGAUUAAGAUGAUUGACUUGGGACUGCUCCUCCACCCUGGCGCUUAUUUCCGUGACCUGUGGAACAUUCUGGACUUCAUUGUGGUCAGCGGAGCUCUGGUGGCCUUUGCCUGCUCAGGGACGAAAGGCAAGGACAUCAACACCAUUAAGUCCCUGAGGGUCCUCCGAGUCCUGCGGCCACUCAAGACCAUUAAACGGCUUCCCAAGCUGAAGGCGGUGUUCGACUGCGUUGUGAACUCUCUGAAGAACGUUCUUAACAUCCUCAUCGUCUACAUGCUCUUCAUGUUCAUCUUCGCUGUUAUCGCCGUGCAGCUCUUCAAGGGUAAAUUCUUCUACUGCACCGACGAGUCCAAGGGUCUGGAGAAAGACUGCAGGGGUCAGUUUCUGGACUACGACAGGGAUGACGUAGCAGCUCAGCCCAGAGAGUGGAGGAAGUACGAGUUUCACUACGAUAACGUUCUCUGGGCCUUCCUUACGCUCUUCACUGUGUCCACCGGGGAGGGAUGGCCACUGGUCCUGAAGCACUCUGUGGACGCCACUUAUGAGGACGAGGGCCCCAGCCCAGGCUUUCGCAUGGAGACAUCUAUCUUUUACGUGGUCUACUUCGUGGUGUUCCCCUUCUUCUUUGUCAACAUAUUUGUGGCUUUGAUCAUCAUCACCUUCCAGGAGCAGGGAGACAAGGCCAUGUCAGAGUGCAGCCUGGAGAAGAAUGAGCGGGCGUGUAUUGACUUUGCCAUCAAUGCCAAGCCGCUGACAAGAUACAUGCCCGAGAACAAGCAAUCCUUCCAGUACAAGAUGUGGAAGUUUGUGGUGUCGUCGCCGUUCGAGUACGCCAUCAUGACUUUAAUCGCCCUCAAUACAGUUGUGCUGAUGAUGAAGUUCUACGGAGCGCCAGACCUGUACGAGUCCAUGCUGAAAUACUUAAACAUCGUCUUCACAGCCCUCUUCACACUGGAGUGCAUCCUCAAGAUUAUUGCCUUCGGUCCACUGAACUACCUGAAAGCAGCCUGGAAUGUGUUUGACUUUGUGACUGUGCUGGGAAGCAUCACAGACAUCUUGGUCACAGAGAUUAAGGACAAAAUGAUCAACCUGAGUUUCCUGAGGCUGUUCAGAGCGGCUCGUCUCAUCAAGCUGCUGCGGCAGGGCUACACCAUCCGUAUCCUGCUGUGGACCUUUGUUCAGUCCUUCAAGGCUCUGCCAUAUGUCUGCCUGCUCAUUGCCAUGCUGUUCUUCAUCUAUGCCAUCAUUGGAAUGCAGGUGUUUGGCAACAUCGAGCUGAAUGAGGAGACAGCAAUAAAUCACCACAACAACUUCCAAACCUUUUUCCAGGCCUUGACUCUUCUCUUCAGGAGUGCGACAGGCGAGGCGUGGCACGAGAUCAUGUUAGCGUGUCUCAGUAACCGGCCGUGUGAUAAGCUCUCAGGAACCGUGGGGAAGGAGUGUGGAAGUGAAUUUGCCUACUUCUAUUUUGUCUCCUUCAUCUUUCUCUGCUCCUUCCUGAUGUUGAACCUAUUUGUGGCUGUCAUCAUGGACAACUUUGAGUAUCUGACAAGGGACGCCUCCAUCCUGGGGCCCCAUCACCUUGAUGAAUUCAUCCGCGUGUGGGCAGAGUAUGACCCUGCUGCCUGCGGCCGCAUGAAUUACCGCGAUAUGUACGAGAUGCUUCGCGACAUGUCCCCUCCGCUAGGUUUGGGGAAGAAAUGUCCGCCCCGGGUCGCCUAUAAGCGAUUGGUGAAGAUGAACAUGCCCAUCGCGGCUGACAACACGGUGCAUUUCACCUCCACGCUGAUGGCCUUGAUUCGCACAGCCCUGGAGAUCAAACUGGCAUCUGGGGUCCUGGCGCAGCAUUUGUGUGACGCUGACUUGAAGAGGGAGAUAAACCGAGUCUGGCCCAACCUGUCGCAGAAGACUGUCGACCUGCUGGUGACGCCACCUAAAUACAAUGAGCUGACUGUGGGGAAAGUCUAUGCUGCUCUAAUGAUCUUUGACUACUAUAAGCACACUUGUGCCAAGAGACUCCAGCAGCAGCAUUGUACAGGGGGACCUCAGAGUAAACUUGGGGCGUUGUUCCGUCCCAUGCUGCCCCUCACUCAAAUACAGGAAGUAGAGCCGCUGAUCUGCAGCCCCAAACAGCCCCUCCCAUCCCAGCCUGAGCCAGAAGCCAAGCCAGAACUGCUGCCCACUACAACCAUCAUCUCGGUUAACAGGGACACAGUACCAAACAAGAGGAGUGCCAUAAAACAUUCCCAGUCCGGAGAUGUUUCUCAGGCAGCGCACCAGAGGCCCAAAGGUCGAAGGAAACUCCAGAGAGGCCAGUCAGAGGAUGUGCCAUAUUCCACAAGACCUCAGGUACACCGACACCAAGAAUUUGUUGAACUGAAGCAGGUGGAGAACAUUUCAGACACAGAGGGAUAUCCAAUCCUGGAGGCCCACUGCAGAGCGGCUUCACUGCCCCGACUUAAUGCUGAGUACUACCGGAGCCACCCUCGCCACGCCCCUGGGACCCACCUGGCACCAAUUGUAGACCUCAGUCCCAUCAAGCGUUCAGCAUCCUCGCUGACACCACAGCUGAGGGAGUAUGACCUGGAACGGCCCGGCUUGGCCCAGUCCUCAACAGGGCCGGGGCAAGUCCAGGGCCAGGACAGAGCCCACCACCAUCACCACCACCGCUGCCAUAGACGCAGGGACAAGGACAAAGACAAGAAGCAGACGUCCCUGGAUAGAGCUGCAUCAGUACAGCCGUCCAGCACAGUUGAUUCGUUCACCGACUCUGCAGCUGAAGGUUUGUCCAGAGAGCGAGCGAGGGAGCGGGACCGCAGCCGGCCUCACGAGAGGAGGCACCACUCCUCAGCAGGAGAGAAGCAGCGCUACUACUCCUGUGAUCGUUACGGCAGCAGGGAGCAGUGCCACACCAAGUCAGCCGGUCCCAGUCGAUCCACGUCUCCCGGAGAGGGACAGGACGCUGGUCUGCUCAGACAGCAUGGUAGCAGUGUGGUCAAAGCUGGCCCUGUAACGCUCCCCUCUGGUUCGAGCACUCCGGGCCAGGGUCGCAGGCUGCUCCCACAGACGCCCCUCACGCCCCGUCCCGCCGUGGCCUACAAGACCGCCAUCUCCUCGCCUCUCCAGUCCGGUGCCAGCACCGCUACGACGGGGCACCAGACUCGCUUCAGCCGUGGCCUUUCUGAGCACGAACGCUUACACUGGGGCCACGACGAGUCCCCGAUACCGGUGACCCGCAUCGGUUCGGACCCUAAUUUAAACCGGCAGCCGCAGGUUGCGUCUCAACAUGCCCUCCUCGAAGAGGACUUCCAGGACACUGUGAACAGCCAGGGAGGGGGACGCUCUGCCAGAACCGCUGCCUCAACAACAGCCUCAGCUUCACACGGACCUGCCGCUGUGCCUGUCACAGCGGCCGCCACGCAGGGCCGGGCGGGCGGGGGGGUGCCCAACGGCUACCACUUCACCCUCGGAGUCAACUCUGCGUCUGGGCCUGGGAGCCGAGGAACAGGAAGUCUCAGGGAGAGGGAGGAAGAAGACUGGUGCUAAUAUGGCAGGAAAGUGUUAGCUGAGGACGGACAGCUUCUCAGUGUUUUACAGCACUCACGUCCAAUGAGCUGAUAGGAGCCCAGCGGAUUAUUACAGAAAGAAAGGGAGUGGAAGGAAAAAGCCAGUGGUAAGUGCUGUGAAAGGGGAUCAGAAAUCAUUCCAGCUUUGUAGUGUUACUCUUUUUUUUUAUACAACAAACUUUUAAGGGAAAAUGACACUGAUGACUUUUCUACCCCCUUUACUUGCACUGAAAUUAUAGCACCUGUGAAGACCCUUAAGUAUUUUGCCUUGGCCAGUAAAAUCAGUGAUGGAGCAGAAGACAAAAACCAAAACCUCCUCAUUCUUUGAGUGAAACUAUGAAGUGCGUUUCAGACGGAUCUGAAUACUUGUAUUCCUGGUGUUAAUAUGGCUGUUCACACAACACUCUUUUUAUUUUUGUAUGUUUCAUUUUGUCUAUAGUUGCCAUGUAGGUGAGAGAAGAGUCAACUUGAUCGUAUUGAUGCUUCCACCAAAUUAUCUUUUUUUUUUGUUAUCAUAAGCUAUUACUUUGGGGUUAUAACCAAAUUCUGACCAGAGCCGAUAUUAGGACUAUUUGAUGUAGGUCUGAAACCUCUGCUGUGAUAAGGGACUCAGUGAGUAAUGGG
Molecule: messenger RNA, 8482 nt
Organism: Perca flavescens (yellow perch)
Lineage: Eukaryota; Metazoa; Chordata; Actinopteri; Perciformes; Percidae
Gene: cacna1bb
Product: calcium channel, voltage-dependent, N type, alpha 1B subunit, b
Exons: 52
Coding region: 282-7838 (2518 amino acids)
Biological process (GO): calcium ion import across plasma membrane; chemical synaptic transmission
Cellular component (GO): neuronal cell body; membrane; voltage-gated calcium channel complex
Molecular function (GO): high voltage-gated calcium channel activity
Source: RefSeq, a predicted model, not a curated record